Messenger RNA from Rhopalosiphum padi (bird cherry-oat aphid), 2155 nucleotides. Its product is annotated as mucin-2-like. The transcript has 2 exons. The coding region runs from base 106 to 1827 and encodes 573 amino acids. Lineage: Eukaryota; Metazoa; Arthropoda; Insecta; Hemiptera; Aphididae. The record is from RefSeq and is a predicted model, not a curated record.
AAAAGGGAGAGAAAUCAAAAAAAUUGACGCAUUCUGACACAGUCAAUCAUUUUAAUAAUUAUAUAUAUAUAAAAAAAAAAAUUAAAAAAAAAUUCUAACAUAAAAAUGAAACAACUAGCGUUAUUUGUCUGCGUGGUAGUAUUGCUUCUAAAACUUAUGAACACAGAUGCACACUUUAAAUCAUUUCAUGCAGACACUUCGCUGUUGUCUCUACCGUUGGGACAACAAUCAGAAUCAGCUCUCGGUCAAUUCGACUUCAAGACAUCACUAGCCGUAAAAAAAACCGUAGCGUUCAUGACCUUUCUAUCGUCCAGCCCGAAAUUGCUGUGCCUAGUCCCGCCGUUUUUAAUAACGGAUUUUCUCACACAACUUUCAUGUAAUCCCACAGUACUGAAUGCUAUACCGCGUCACGUGAUAACGGGAUUCAUGACCUCGUUGUCGGCCAACCCGACUCUCGUGAGUGGAAUUCCUCAAACAGUAUUCGUAUCGAUAAGCAACACGUUGUCCACCGGACCGUCGGCGGCUACGGGGACGGCCGGGUCACCAAGCACGGAAGUCGUCGGUAACUCGUAUGGGUCGGCCUCGCCCGCAGUGCCACAAUCGCCUGUAGUUCAGGUGAGCAAAACCGUCGAAGCCACCGUAGCGCCGGCUGGCCCAUCUGCACCGUCCGCAGUGCCGCAAUCGCCUGCAGUUCAGGUGAGCAAAACCGUCGAAGCCACCGUAGCGCCGGCUGGCCCAUCUGCACCGUCCGCAGUGCCACAAUCGCCUGCAGUUCAGGUGAGCAAAACCGUCGAAGCCACCGUAAUUCCGGCCGGUCCAUCUGCACCGUCCGCAGUGCCGCAAUCGCCUGCAGUUCAGGUGAGCAAAACCGUCGAUGCCACCGUAAUUCCGGCCGGUCCAUCUGCACCGUCCGCAGUGCCGCAAUCGCCUGCAGUUCAGGUGAGCAAAACCGUCGAUGCCACCGUAAUUCCGGCCGGUCCAUCUGCACCGUCCGCAGUGCCACAAUCGCCUGCAGUUCAGGUGAGCGAAACCGUCGAUGCCUCCAUAACGCCGGCCGUUCAGCCAGCAUCGACUGCGCCCGUUUCACCCGUAGUCGCGAUCAGCGCCAACGCCGUUGCCGCCAUAUCGUCGUCCGGUUCGCCGUCAUCGCCCGCACAUGAUUUGUCCGGUGUUUCUGUUGCAAAGGAAGUCGCCGUUACCGUAGCGCCAGCAGUUUCACCUUCGUCAACGGCCCCCUGUUUACCCGCGGAUUUACCCACGAAUAGUCCAUCACCGCCAAUCGUAUAUCCACCAGUAGGUGGACCUUCAGGACUUCCUGAGCCGUGUGACGACAUAAAACUACCAUCGCCAUUUUCGAUACUGCCAUCGCUAUUCAAUAAGGGAGCCGGUGUUAAUAUAUUAGAAUCGAAAAUCGAAUCGAUUCUAAGACUAUUUGCAAGUGGUAACUUAAAGUUGCCGCAAUUGCACGUGCCCGCUGUACCUAAAAUACCUAUUGUACCCCAAAUACCUGUCUUACCACAAAUACCCGCUGUACCCAAAAUACCCGCUUUGCCCAAAAUACCAGCUUUACCCCAAAUACCCGCUUUACCCCAAAUUCCUGCAAUUGUAAGUAAACCUAAAAUAUUUGUCCUAUUACCCGCUCCAUUAAUUGGUAAACAAAUUGAAAUACAGCCCGCGCAGCUUAAAAAACCAGAAACUUUAGAUAAUAUUAUAAAUAUUAUUCAUAAACGUCUACCCACUCCGCACAAAUUGAGCUUGCCAAAAUUGCCCGCGCUUACAAGUAACCCGAUCAAAUGUCUUCCGUUAUUCUCAAAAGUUCCUUGUUAAUAUUCUCUGAUAUAAAUUAGACCGGUUUAUUUUUCCCGAAAACACUCAUCUCUCCAUUUUUAAUGUAUUUAUUAUUAUUUUUUUGUAUUUUAUAAUUAUAUUAUUGUAAUUUAUUUACAAAUUAAUUAUUAUUGAUUUUUAUUUAUUUCACAUCAUUAUUAUGUAUUUAUAAUUUAGACUAUUGUGAUAAUAUACGUAUUACGUAUAUAAGUAUAGUCGUACACUAUAAAACGAAUAAAAACCAUUUUUAAUGUAUUUGCUAAUCGGCGGUUUUGUUACAAUAAUAAUAUUAAUAAUAAUAAAAACUAUGUUGAAUUAUUUCUUUAAA